Messenger RNA from Funneliformis mosseae, 630 nucleotides. Lineage: Eukaryota; Fungi; Glomeromycota; Glomeromycetes; Glomerales; Glomeraceae. The record is from the annotation of a GenBank genome assembly.
AUGUCUUUUAUCCAAACUUCUACUGCCACCCCAUCAUUUCCAACCUUUCAAAAUGACAAUACAACACCACCUUUUUCAAGGUUACAAAAAAUUUUUGCAAAGAGAAUUCGUGCAAAAGGUUUAUUGCCUUUUCUCAAUCUAGAAAAGACAUAUUUAACGCUUGAUAAUGUUGACGAAGAAUUCGCAAAGUCUCCAAAUAAAUCAUGUCAUAAGGAACCAAAAAUCCAUCGUCCUCGACAAAAAUCAGCUGCAAAGCAUAAUCGCGUAUCACCACAAUCUCCAUUAUCGGAUUUCGUAUCAACAUCACCCGAUCAAAAUACUAGUAACCUUUUGAAUGCUUUCGGUAUUUUGAAAUCUGUACCCAACCCUCCUCCUUCUAGCCCUUCUAGCGGAACUUUCUUCGAAAAAAGAAUGAUUUUAUUUAACCCUCCUCCACCAAAUACAAUUAUACUUGAUCAGCAGUAUCACAUAAACAAACGUAAACAUUGUGGUAAAACGAUGAAAAAUAAUUUUAUUACCGUCGUCCCCACUCCAUUUGUUUUUGGUGGUUUUAAUCAUGCAUUUAUUAGCCAAGAUGAUGAAAAUGAUGAAUAUGAUGAAUGUUAUAAGGAUCUUGGUGACAUAUAUUGA